UGCGAGCGGCGUCACUCUCAGGAGAAGGACGAGGAGGAGGAGAAUAAGGAGGAGAAGGAGGAUCGGGUGAAAGUGGAGCUGUCAGAAGAACGCUGGGCUUCGUGAGCUUGGACUCUUUAAGACGGCUCCAUCCCGAGUCCCGACUCACAAGAACGAGCGGUCCACAGAGGCGACACGCACGGGACGAGGAUGUAGCGCGCCUGAAAACAAGCAACAAAUAAAACAUAGUAAUAAUAAUCACCGGGACUGCUUCUGGAUUCAAUGUAUUUGCACUCCUUCACCAGUGAUGAGGUGGAUCCUGUUGUGGAUUCUAACAGCAGCCGGGAUUCAACAGGCCUUCUCCCAGAAUUCCACUGCCAUGCCGGCCACCACAUCCUUCACACCCACAGAUGUGGACCCGUAUAACCGGACACGGUACUGUAAAUGGCCAUGUGAGUGUCCCGAAGUCACCCCUGUUUGUCCCCCGGGCGUGAGCCUCCUCAUGGACGGCUGUGACUGCUGCAAGAGCUGCGCCCAGCAGGUGGGCGAGAUCUGUAAUGAAGCAGACGUAUGCGACUACCACAAGGGACUUUACUGUGACUACAGUUCGGACAUGCCUAGGUACGAAAAAGGAGUGUGCGCAUACAUGGUGGGAACCGGCUGUGAGCACAAUGGUGUGAUCUACCUUAACGGCCAGAGCUUCAAGCCCAGCUGUAAAUACCAGUGCGUGUGUGUGGACGGCGCCAUCGGCUGCGUGGCGCUGUGCACAGAGUCCCAGCCGCCCCGAGUCUGGUGCCAAACUCCACGUCGAGUCAAAGUCCGAGGUCAAUGCUGUGAGCAAUGGAUCUGCGAUGAGCCCAAAAAAGGACGCAGGACGACCCUUCGACAUGCAGUAGAGGUUUUUCCAGCUGAGUCCAGGAAGUGGCAUAAGAACUGCAUUUCGCAGACAACCUCAUGGAGCCCCUGUUCAAAGACAUGUGGCCGAGGCGUGUCCUUGAGGAUCUCCAAUGACAAUGAUCAAUGUGAGAUGGUCAAAGAGUCUCGCCUCUGUAAUCUGCGGCCCUGUGAGGUCGACAUCACCAAACAUAUCAAGCCAGGAAAGAAGUGUAUGAACAUCUACAGGGAAGAACAGCCCUCAAACUUCACCAUCUCUGGAUGCAUCAGCAAGAAGCCGUACAGACCCAAGUACUGUGGCGUUUGCACAGAUGAGCGGUGCUGCAUGCCGUACAAGUCCAAAACCAUCGACGUAGAAUUUGAGUGUCCCAAUGGGAUGGGAUUUACCUGGAAGAUGAUGUGGGUGCAAGCCUGUUUCUGCAACCUGAGCUGCAAAAACCCCAAUGACAUCUUCGCUGAGCUGGAGAGUUACUACGAAACCCAGAAAUCAUGAACUGAAAGGAUUCAAUCAUUGGUUGCCUGAAAUUGAACUGGCAUUCUGAAAGUUACCUUUUUUGGUAGAUUCUUUAUGCAGUGGAAUGCAUUUUUUAAAAUGUAUGAUUGCACGGAAGGGAUUUUCCUACAUUUUUCUUCUUUUCCUAUUGGAAAAAAAAAAAAAAUCUGUAAAUAUGAAGGUGUUUCCAGAAUGGAUUCAUAAAACAGUGUGUUUUGGAGAACAUCAAGAACUAGUUUGCAAAUGAAAAUACUCAGCCAAAAAGUGUAUAAACAUUGAAAGCUGUAUUUAUUUAUAGAGCUUUGGCGCAUAUAUAUAUAUAUAUAUAUAAAAUAGAGAAAACUAAGACCUUUUCUAUCAUUAAAUACAUUUACUUUUAUAAAUUUCUUUAUGAUCAAACGCAGACAUUGUGUCAAACAUGACCUUAUGUUUGAGAUCAUUGAGUGACAUUAAAAACUGAAGUGACA
Thalassophryne amazonica is the source of this 1833-nucleotide messenger RNA. RefSeq names its product cellular communication network factor 4a (gene ccn4a). NCBI's taxonomy places the organism in Eukaryota, Metazoa, Chordata, Actinopteri, Batrachoidiformes, Batrachoididae. Gene Ontology annotation, cellular component: extracellular matrix; extracellular region. The record is from RefSeq and is a predicted model, not a curated record. The transcript has 5 exons. Gene Ontology annotation, biological process: signal transduction; cell adhesion. Gene Ontology annotation, molecular function: heparin binding; integrin binding. Bases 287 to 1366 code for a protein of 359 amino acids.